Wyeomyia smithii (pitcher-plant mosquito) is the source of this 2259-nucleotide messenger RNA. RefSeq names its product zinc finger protein 892-like. Gene Ontology annotation, cellular component: nucleus. The record is from RefSeq and is a predicted model, not a curated record. Gene Ontology annotation, molecular function: zinc ion binding. Lineage: Eukaryota; Metazoa; Arthropoda; Insecta; Diptera; Culicidae. The coding region runs from base 65 to 2203 and encodes 712 amino acids. The transcript is spliced from 4 exons.
AAGAGAUUUGAUAGUGCAGGGAGCUUGUUUACAUGGUCUUGGAAAAUUUUCGAUACGAGUAAAAAUGACGAGAUCGUGUAUUUUAAGGAACUGCCUUUCCAAGAGAAACCCUAAAAAUUAUAGUUUUUACCAGUUUCCGGCCGAAUACCACAACCUGUACCUGAACAAUUUGAGUGCCAAACGAAGAAAACUAUGGAUUGAUGUCCUCCAGCUGCAGGAAAACUUUCGGUGGAGGUUUAAAUAUGUUUGUUCUCUACAUUUUUGUUCCGGAAAACCGGCGAAAACCACCGAUGUUAAUGAUGAUGAUUGGAUCCCUUCGAGAAACUUACCCCCACUAGAUGACGUCCGUAGUACAACUUCCGACUCAAGUACAGACUCAGCUGAAGAGACCGAUAGCCAUCCGGAUCAUCAGUAUUUCCGCAAGCCCCCGAUGGAGUUGUGUCGAACCUGCAUGAACGUGCGGGGUGAUGCCACCGUUGGAGACGAUUUUAUCUCAAUAUUUUCCGUGGUCGAUGACAAUGUUUACGUCGCUGAGUGCCUAUCGCAGUGGGUUGGAGUUUCGAUUGAGGAAGAUGAUGGGUUACCACAGGAAAUAUGUUUACCCUGUGUGGAAGCAAUAAAGUCCAUAGCGCUGUUUGUUGAGAAUACUAAGGAAUGUGAUCGGAAGCUACGGCAUAAACUGGGACCAGAUAUCAAGGUGAUCAAAACCGAAAUAUCUCCCAUUGUUGAAGAUGUAGAUUACAUCAUCGAAGAUGAUAUGGCGAACGAGAAUCUUCAAUAUGCCAUGCUAGAAGAGCAAACCGAACCGAUUCAAAUAGACUUCGAAAAUGAAGAGUCUACCGAGGAACAGCCUCAGCCAUCCGACUGUGGAGAAGCUAAUUCAGAUUCGGAUGAAUCGUGCAGCAGUAGCACAGCAAAACAGUCGGCAAAAAAGCAACCUAGACAGAGAAAAUCACGCAAAAGAAAAACUUCGUUGAAAAGCGAAGCUUCAUUUCUGGACGAUAAUGAAGACGAACUUGAUGAGAAAGAGCUGGAAAGAGUCGACGUUAUCGAUGUGGGAGAGAAAAUCAUUUGCUGCGGCUGCUUUCAGCUGUUUGAUACCGCUGAGGAGUUGGAGUAUCAUGGCGAAACAUUCCAUCAAGUGGCAAAGAGGAAAAAAUACACGGUCAAUCUUAACAAGCCCGUGGUUUGUAAGUUUUGCUACAAACGGUUUGAGCGGAAAAAGCUCUGUGAAAAUCAUCGUAAACCGUACGAGUCAAUCGAGAAGGUCUACAAGUGUAAACUGUGCCAGAAACGAUUCGUCAAUCCGCAGUUGAGACGGAAACAUGCACACAAUCAUACUGAGAUGGAUAUGCCGAUGCCCUUGUAUUUCACGGUACCAGUCGAGAAAUUAAUAAAACACGGUUUCAUGUGCUGCGUACGAGGUUGUACAGUCUCACGAAAAACCGAGGAUGAUCUUUUCCGGCACAUUAGGGAUGAUCAUCCGAAGCUCAAAACCGACAUCACUGCGGACGUAACCGUUAAGCCGAUUCAGUGUGUUUUCUGCUUCCGGUAUUUCGAGUCAAUGGAAAAGUUGACCGGUCAUCAAGUGCAUCGAUAUUUCAACAUAAACGGAAGUAGCCAUUAUCAGUGCAGCAAGUGUGGUAAGAUCUGUCAAUCUUCGGAACAUCUAACAGCUCACGAAAAUCGCCAUACGGGAAAUAAACCGUUCGAGUGUGACAUUUGCCACAAAGGUUACUAUAGUAACGCAGUUAUGAGGCAGCACAGGUUGACUCACACCCUGGAAAAGCAUCUAGAAUGUAAGAUAUGUGGCAUGACUUUCCGGAUGAAAUCAUUCCUCGAAAACCACUACCGCAUUCACAGUGACGAAAAACCGUUCGAGUGCAACGUUUGUCACAAACACUUCCGGCACUCGUCGUCGCUGUUUUCCCACAAAAAGAUCCACGAUCCGGACAGCUACGUGAAGUGUCCUGAGUGUGGCAAGGCUUUCGCCGACGGUACGAAUCUCAAACGGCACAUGGUUUCCCACACGGGCGUCAAACCGUACGGUUGUGAUUACUGCGAGAAGCGCUUUAUGCGGCUGACCGAGCGGGCCGAACACCUAAGUGUUGUUCAUCAAGGAGUUAUGCCGUACAGCUGCGAUGUCUGCGGUAUCACGUUCACCAAUAAGCGCUCUUUCCAGAAGCACGAGCAUACUUUAUAACGGGCGAAUUUUAAAAUGAAUCUUAAAGCAUUAUAGUUUUAUUUAGAAGGUUAGAA